This is a messenger RNA of Portunus trituberculatus (swimming crab), 1422 nucleotides long. RefSeq lists its product as uncharacterized. The transcript has 5 exons. The coding region runs from base 145 to 1161 and encodes 338 amino acids. NCBI's taxonomy places the organism in Eukaryota, Metazoa, Arthropoda, Malacostraca, Decapoda, Portunidae. The record is from RefSeq and is a predicted model, not a curated record.
UCCCUCCUCCUCUCAGCCUCCGACGGUCGGCCUGUCAGCACCACACCCCCACACCACCACUACAACAGCGCCACACCACCGCAGCGUCGCCAGUGGUGCGUCUAGGGUGUAAGGACAGUACCCGGUGUUCAGGAAGGAGGCGUGAUGCUCCUGAACCCCACCAAGCUCCUCGUUGCAGCUCCUCUCGUGUGCCUCGCUCUUACUUCUACAUGUGUGUCGCUUGUGGCAGGUGCUGCGGAGGGGGCAGUGUCUUCCCCAGAGUGGUCAGCGCGCCCCGUGCCGCCCCGCCACCUGGGGCCGCCCUCACCCUGGGAGCAUGCGGCCAGUGACGCCGUGUCCUCCCUCCUUACUGGGCAAAUCAACGCUCAGAAUGUAAUGCGAUAUCAGACGAUACCAGAGAGGACGUCGAGACCGCUAAGAAUAAUGACUCCAGGGGUCCCUAAGAGGCUGUACUUCGCCCCUAGACUUGGAAAAAGGAGUCCCAGCCAAGUGGAGUCACUUGAUGAGCGGGGAAGGAGGGACGCGACAUCUUACAAGGAGGACCCAGAGGAUGCCGUCACCAUCCCUUACAGCUGGUGGUGGCCUUCAGUGUCUGUCCGUCGGUCCAACUUCUCGCCACGCCCAGGCAAGCGUGGGGAGGGGGAGAUAGACCUUCCCUACGACUACUACGACCCAGAGGACGAUGAAGACGAGGAGACUGAGGACGAGGACGAGGAUGAGGGAGUUUUACAGGACAAGAGGGACUCGACAUUUGCGUUCUCGCCACGUCUCGGUAAAAGAGUGCAGAACGCCGCCUUUGCAUUCGCUCCUCGCCCCGGGAAGAAAGACAACUUCGCCUUCGCCCCAAGACCGGGAAAGAAGGCUGGUACUAACUUCGCCUUCGCGCCACGGCCAGGGAAGCGUACCAACUUUGCCUUCGCGCCACGACCAGGCAAGAAAAGCAACUUCGCCUUCGCGCCACGACCAGGAAAAAAGACCUUCGCCUUCUCGCCACGGCUGGGCAAGAAGGCGGACUUUGCUUUCGCUCCGAGGCCAGGAAAGCGAUCGGAUUCCCCAAGCGAGACAGGAGACAGACAGACGGGGGAGACCUGGUGGAUUGGCGAGGGUGGCAGCGCGACGGUUACCACCCAGCCGCCAUUCCUCCCGCCGCGGCUGGAGUAGACGUCCGCUGUACUCUUAUUAUUGUUACCUUGGUAGCGUGGUGGCUGGAGGAGGCGUAGGAGGCGCUAGGAUGCUGAAAGAGUCACCCGAGGCAGCUGUGAGUCCUUAUCCCUCUGUCCCAAGCUCCAGUAAAUACGAGCCAGUCUUUCACGCAAGAGGAAGGUUUCAAGGCUCCAUAUCGUUGAUUACUGAGCUACAUUGAUGAUGAUAAUGAUGAUUGAUGAUAAAAAUGAUGAUGAAUAAACUCUAUCUUUAAUACUU